AUGAAAUCCGAAAAAUAUGAUUCUGAAACAUCUAUCCAAUUGGAAGACUUCGAAAACCCAAAAUUUGAUCAUAGCAAACUUUACAGGGGACGUGGAGAUGGCGAUUCUUUUGGAUACAUUUGUAACUCGAAAUGUUACCGUUUCUUUCGUGAAUCCUUUCUGGUAUCAACACAUCCUCGAAUUCACAGAGCUGGAUUUCGAAGCCGGUAUGGCGUUUACAUGGAACGAUCUCGUCAUUUAGCAUCUUUCCCUUGGAUAAUUCAUCCGUUCAGCACAUUUCGUUGGUCGUGGGAAAUCUUGGUGACAUUUGCUUUGCUAGUAACCCUGAUUCGACAACCAAUUUUGAUUUCAUACAUGAGUGAAACACUCACAGGACAAGGUGAAAAAUUUGUAAAAAUGCAAAUUGUCAGCUUUUAA
Molecule: messenger RNA, 417 nt
Organism: Folsomia candida
Lineage: Eukaryota; Metazoa; Arthropoda; Collembola; Entomobryomorpha; Isotomidae
Product: potassium/sodium hyperpolarization-activated cyclic nucleotide-gated channel 1-like
Exons: 5
Coding region: 1-417 (138 amino acids)
Source: RefSeq, a predicted model, not a curated record